Molecule: messenger RNA, 2496 nt
Organism: Spirometra erinaceieuropaei
Lineage: Eukaryota; Metazoa; Platyhelminthes; Cestoda; Diphyllobothriidea; Diphyllobothriidae
Source: the annotation of a GenBank genome assembly
AUGUACAAAGCGGUCUUCCUGUGGACGCUGCUGUACGGAGCAGAGACCUGGACGGUAUACAAGAAUCAGGCGCGCAGACUCAAUCACUUCCACCUCAGCUGUUUUCGACGGAUACAGAAGCUGAGGUGGCAGGACCUGAUCCCAGUCACGGAUGUACGGGAGCGGACGGAAAUCCACAGCACCUACGCCUUGUUGAGACGGCUACAACUGCUUUGGGGCGGCCAUCUGGUGCGGAUCGGUGGCGAGUCGAGAUCUGAACGAAUCUUCUGCGAAAAUUUCGUUAUGGGUUCCUACCGACAUGGAUACCAAGACCAUCGCUACAAUGACAAUCUGAAGAUCUCCCUGAAGCGUCUGCAGAUCAGUGCAUCCAACUGGGAAGACCUCGACCGAGACCGACAGACCUGGAGGGGUGGGUGAAAGCAGACGCAGCGGUCUACGAAGCUAACCGCAUCGCCGCCGCUAAAGUCAAACGCAAGACUCGCAAAUCUCAACUGCGCCCACCUCGCAACGCCAACGCUCUACCGCCGCCGAACUGACCACGCUUCUGCGGAUGUUUCGAGCACCAAUCGGCCUUAUUGGACAUCUUCGUACCAACUGCAGCAUCCGGACUACACCGGCUGCUGUCUCCCCAUCUAAAUCUAUCUCAACCCUCACACCGAAAACUAACACUGACCGCACUCAUGAACCCCUAUCACCAUCAUCCUCAUUCUCCAUUGCCUCAGCAUCCGCUACGGCGGCUCCUGUACCCACCACCACUGCACACAAUCCUGGCACACCAUCAAUCAUCAACCUCCUCAGUGUCUACGCCAGCAAUGUGAACUCGAUCCAUACCUGUCCUAAUUGCGACCACACCUUUGCCUCACAUAUCGGUCUGCUCGGUCACUUACGAAUCCAUCGCACAGAGACUGGCUAACCAGUGCCUGUAGCACCAACCUACACUCGCGCCAUUCCUCUUCACUGCCCACAUAGCCCCCACAGAUCCAUUCAUAGCAUGGACCUAUCCGGGCAUAUACGCAGUCGUCCUAGUGUUGUGUGUUUGCGUUGGGCGGCCGAAUGGUUGUCUAAUCGUCAGUUUGCAUUGGCUCCUUCCUAAUGUGGCAUUUAUGGCACUGCCACUCCGUGGAAUCCGAGCCGGGGUGACCACAUAUCUAGGUGUGCUAUCGGCCGCGUCAGCCCAUUCUGUUGUUGUUAAUUAAAUCCUGGUCAAGUGUGUGCUGUCGACCAGGGAGUAUGGAGUAGAGCGCCAGGGUGCGGGCCCGAUAUUGCCAUCCACCUGCACCCCCCCCCGCCUCCAGUCUUCUCGACUAUGUCCUGACACCGCGUCCAGGUGGGAGAGGAGGAGAGAGUGCGGUAGAUGCAAUGCAAGCCUACACUCACUAUAAACUAAAUCACGCACAAGCCCCCCUCCUGCCCUCUCCUUGCUGUGGAGCACACGGUGGACAUCGUCGGCAAUGACCGUCGCAGCAUCGCAUGUGCAAAACGAAGCAGACCACAUAUUCAUUCCGAUGGGCACACUUCGUCAUCGUCACAGGCACUGUCGGUCCUCAGGAUCCCAAGGCAAUCAUGCAUAGCAGACGUCCAUGAUGCAGUUCAUUAAAUGAUUGUCAUCGGGUAAAGUGAAAUCUGACUAGAUCCAAUCCCCGGAAUGCGCAUAUGCAAAUGGUCAUAUUUCCCUUGCUCACGUUGGUACCCAAACCUCAAAAAACUAUAAUCAGUUAGGGAUAAAAUAGUAGGAUAGUAGUUCUCAUGUCUUUGUACUUGGGCCGACGCCACAUCGCUGAUUGGAAUAACAUAGGGUUAUGCAGUUGACGACACCUCGAUCCGGGAAAGCCUUCGUUAUCCCCUUGGCACAUCUCUUACCUCCGUUCUGUUUCACGGCCCUUUAAUUCCUCCGUGUUAAAUCCUUUAAAUUUGUGUAAUUUGGUUGGAUUUGGUUUUGCAGGAGUUAUACCCACAAUAACUGCCCGAAUUUGAGCACGGAAGUCGUCUGAUGCGAGCAUUUGCUGUAUAUUCAGGUGGCUCGUGUUCUACUCCAGGAUCACUAAAAUACGCGCAGACGCUCGCCAUUGAAGGAGUUCUUGGUGGUGACGGCGGCACUAAGAAGCUGUUUUAUCCGGACUACUGCUUCUUACUAGGAACCUCAAAAUGGGUCCGCGGCCCAGAGAUCGCCAAUGGCUUUAGGAAAUCUUCUGAACUCUUCACGUUUCGCCCUUGGUGAAUUCUGCUCUCGAAAACGGCGAAUUCGAUUUCCAGCAUACCUACACUGCAUUCCGUAGGGAUAGCCAUACGAUGGGGUUUACAUCUGCCCAUCCCUGCAGAUUGCUGGAAGUAAUAUGGACAUACAGUUUUGUUUGUGAGCUCCAGCCUACGAUUCUCCAAGUCGGUAUCCCGGUGUGUGGUGGUGCAAAAAUUCAGGAGGGGGAUGAGAUGGCGGUGGUCGUAGAGUUGAAGGAGGAGGAGGAGGAGGAGGAGGAGGAGGAGGAGGAGCAAGAUUAA